Messenger RNA from Staurois parvus, 486 nucleotides. Lineage: Eukaryota; Metazoa; Chordata; Amphibia; Anura; Ranidae. The record is from the annotation of a GenBank genome assembly.
UCAUGCUGCUGCCAAGUCCAGAGUCUGUCAUGGGUCCCUGUACGGCCUCCCAUUGCUGCUGUCUCCAUCGCCACACUCUGCCAUGUGCCACUUUCAGGUCUCCUCACACUGCUGGUGUGUUCAAUUUUUUGACAUAGGGUGCUGGCAGAUUACGGGCCUCCUAUAGCUGCUGCCAGGCCCCUAAUCUGCCAUGGGCCCCUAUACCGCCUCCUCAUGCUGCUGCCAGGUCCAGAGUCUCUCAUGGGUCCCUGUACGGCCUCCCAUUGCUGCUGUCUCCAUCGCCACACUCUGCCAUGUGCCACUUUCAGGUCUCCUCACACUCCUGCUGGUUUCCAUUUUGUCAUAGGUUGCUGUAUGGCCUCCCAUUGCUGCUGCCUCCACCGCCACACUGUGGCUCCAAACACUGGUUUUGGCCCCGUGACUGGCCAAAUGAGUGUGAAGUGUGCGGUGAUUCUAAGAUCGACGGCACUCAUCUGCAUGUCAUAC